Molecule: messenger RNA, 207 nt
Organism: Enterobius vermicularis (human pinworm)
Lineage: Eukaryota; Metazoa; Nematoda; Chromadorea; Rhabditida; Oxyuridae
Source: the annotation of a GenBank genome assembly
AUGUUACAUGCAGAGUUACGUCAGGCAACAUUAUUUUUGAGGGCUGAAAACGAGAUUGAACUGGGGGUGGAGGAACAGGAAGCGAACGAAAAGCUGAUGGAAUAUGGCAAGAUAAUCGUGGAAGCGCGACCUAACGGUGUGGAAUUGCGUUGGAAACGCGUGGAAUGUGAAACAGAGGCAGCAGCAGCAGCGUCAAGACUGGGGUAA